Molecule: messenger RNA, 709 nt
Organism: Durio zibethinus
Lineage: Eukaryota; Viridiplantae; Streptophyta; Magnoliopsida; Malvales; Malvaceae
Source: RefSeq, a predicted model, not a curated record
CCGAUUAUCCCAUUUCUGUUGCAAAGCAUCGUCGAUUCACUUGUGCUUGCUCCUCUUUAAAGAAAUAACCCUACGCAUAGAAAGAAAAGUAAAAGCAAAAGCAACUAUCCAGAUGGCUACUUUGGCGGCGGUUGCAGCUCGUAGAGCAGCGAGUCUAGCUCGAACACCCGCUCCGUCUCAAGCCGCUUCUCUCGUUCCUCGCCGUGGUCUUGCCGCCGCCGCAGAUCACCAUGGACCUCCAAAGGUUAAUAUUUGGCAAGACCCAAUGAAUCCAUCUAAGUGGAAAGAAGAACAUUUUGUUAUCGUCUCUUUAACUGGUUGGGGUCUGCUUGUCUUUGGUGGAUACAAGUACUUCACUGGAGGCAAGGGCAAGAAGGAAGAGAACGAGGUGGAAACAGCUCAGUAAUGAUGUUGGAGCUUUUAUUUUUUUAGAAUAUUCCAAGUAAUAAGGUGUGGCUGGUACUUUCAUGUCCUUGGAUAUUGUUUUUUCUUCUGUUGGCAAAUUAUUCUGUUUUACUCUUCAUAAUUUCUUUUUCCCUUGGAGAAUGAUGAGUGAGUAAACUUGGAGGUCAGUUCGUUAUCAGUGAAACACACAGCCUGUUUCAUUGGCCUGUCCUGUCAAUGAUGGGAUGUAACAAUUGUUAAGACCCAAAAUCUCUUGAUGGGUAUGCUAUAGAUGUUUAAGGAAUAGUAAGCAAUAUUACCAGUA